Trichomonas vaginalis G3 is the source of this 1287-nucleotide messenger RNA. Its product is annotated as protein ubiquitination. The transcript has a single exon. Bases 1 to 1287 code for a protein of 428 amino acids. NCBI's taxonomy places the organism in Eukaryota, Parabasalia, Trichomonadida, Trichomonadidae. The record is from RefSeq and is a predicted model, not a curated record.
AUGCCAGGUAAACCCAUUACAUUAUCAACUCAAGGUUUAAAUGUUAAUAGAUCAGUAAAACCAUAUGAUAAAUUCACUUUUAUAGUCGAUGGAGAAUACUAUACAUGUGAACAUGCACUUGCAAACUUUAUAUCUCCUAAAGUUGCCGCGAUGACUAUAUUAGAUACAACAGUUUCAUCACUUCAGUUAAACAUUCAGGAUCCUGAUAAGCAGUUUAUGCAGAUUAUGGACUUAAUGUACGGCCAACAAAUACAAGUUGAUGAUUCAAACUAUUUAUUCUUACUUAGUGCAGCAAUGGAGUUACAAAACAAAGAACUUUUAACUUUGGCAACAUCUUUCGACUCUACACCAUUAAAUCCUGAUAAUGCUGCUCGAAGAUUAAAGGAGAAAUUGUUCUUAAAAAUCUCUGCUUCAAAAGAAGCAGAUUAUAUGGCUGAAAGAUUCCCAAUGUAUGAUUUUGGAUACCUUAAGCAACUUGAUACUGAAGUUUUAGAAGCAAUUUUAGAUUCACCGAAUUUACAAAUAACUUCUGAGACUCAGUUAUUGAAUUUUGUGUUUGAAGCCACUGAGUUUAAUAAGAAACACAUAAAAUUAAUAAAUUGUGUAUUUUGCGAAUAUCUUCCUUCAAUAGAUAUGCCAAAGUAUAUAAAACUAGCAGAAGAAGCAGGCUUAUCAGGAAGAAUAUGGGAAUCUAUUAAAAAUAGGCUUCUAAAAGAAGUUUCUGUUCCAAAUGUAGAAGAUGCAAAACGAUUUAUAAAAUUUGACAAACAAAAGCCAUCAAAAUCCAUACCAUAUACUAAAAAUGCCUUUGGAGGCAUUGUGAAAGCUCUUGCUACUGAAACAGGUGACCAUCCUCAUAGUCGUGGUGAUAUUGAAAUCUCUGCAUCGAGUACUGACUUUGGAACAAUGGCAAACAUAUUUGAGAAUAAUGGAACUAUCUUUGGAACAGUGAAUGAUAAAGAUAGCUGGAUACAAUUCGAUUUUAAGAAUCGGAGGAUUGCAUUGAGUGCUUAUUCAAUCAGGGGUUUAGGAGGUGUUAAGUUCCACACAAUGAGAUCAUGGAAAUUGUUAGGCUCGAACAAUAAAAAAGAAUGGAAUGAAAUUGAUGCUGAAUGGGAUAUUGAAGCUUUGAAUGGAAAAUAUCAUGCUGUUACGUUCCAGGUUAGACCGCAGUCAGAUCCGUUUAGAUACCUCAAAAUUGUUCAAGGAGGACCAAACUGGGCAGGAAGUCAAUACUAUAACCUUGCUUUAUCGCAAAUUGAUUUCUUUGGUGAUAUAUUUGAGUAA